UUUCUCAGUUCGGACCGGGCCAUCGUCAAGUGAGCACGCUAUUUUUCCCCCAUGAAAACUGUGUGUCUGUGUGUGUAUAUGUGUUUAAAAAGGAAAAUUUUUCCCGCGUUACGUACGAUAAUUGCGCACUAGUUCCCCCUACACAAAGGGAGUGUUUACCCAAUUAAAGAAUCACAAGCGGAAGUUUGAAUCGAAACAAGAAAAAGAAAAAAUGUCGCAACAAAUAGUGUGCAAAUUGUUCGACAUUCAUGUAAGCACAUGUGGCACCACGAGGACGACGACGCCGUUCGUCAACCGGAAGCGACGCGCGCAAGCCAACUUCCUCGAAUACACUCAUGUCUUUCAAUUUAUCGCAGGUCCAGUUGAAGGACCGGAAGUGCGGAUCAGUGGCGAACGACUACGACGACGACGAAAUAAAAGAAAUCGAUUCAACAUUGAAAAUUUUCCUUUUACUUGAAAUACGCAGUUAGUGUGAAGCAAAAAUUGGAUUAUUAAACCAUGUGGUGUUAUUUUGCGAACUGGAAUAUUAGUGAUGACAUGUGGCAAAUAAUAGAGAAGUGAUUCCUUUUUUUUUGCUUUAGUAGAAAAAUGUGAAUAACGAGUGCGUCGCUUUAACCGGUAAUUGGACCAUUCCUUAUGCCAUUGAGGUAGUAAUGGCCCUUGUAGCGUGGUCACGCUACACCACGGUGCGCCAUAGUACUAUAGAGACUUCCGGCCCGCCACAGGAAGUGAGACACACGUGUCCGGGCGUAUGUGUUCCCAUACUAAUACCAGUGUCGAGUUCUACCCUGCGGUGCGUUACAAGUACGACUGCUUGCUUCCUUUGCGCCUUCUCCUUUCUGAAAACGAUCGAAAAAGCAGACAGUGUUGAAAAUUUUCUAACAGUGUUUACUGUUCCGAAUGCCCUUGGAUAAUUACGUCUAAUCUAUAAACAAACAAAUGGUUGGAAGGAUCUUGCUGGAGUACUUUAAAUCUGCAGUUGAAUCAAAUAGCGAAUUGAAUUUCGAUGAAGUUUUUAAUACAGUCAACCAGAUCAUCAGUGAUCCAGAACCAUCAAUUAGGUUGGACUUAGUUGAACAGCUUCCACAUGUGGCGAUAAUAUGCCAUGAAACGCCCCACCUUUUUGGGGACGCAUUAUCCUGCUACAUCAUUGAGAUCAUUCUCAAAUAUCUCCGUGACACGGAUAAUCAGGUGCGACAAAUGGCGCAAACAGCCCUAAUUGCCAUCGUUGAGCGUGGAAUUUUAACGAAAAAACAACUCGAGGUCGAAGUCUGUCCUGUGAUUCUCAAUAUGACCUAUUUGCAAAUUGAGUUUCUCAACACGGCUAUUGUUCUCAUGAGUAAAUUGGGACCAUAUCUAGGAAGUGAAGUGUUGGAGACUAUUUUGCUGGACAGAUAUUUGGAACUCUGUGAGGACGAGAGAUUUUUCGUGAGGAAAGUUUGUGCCUCAUAUUUAGGAGAGAUUUGUGCGAACAUCUCGAAAAGUAUAGUCUAUGAAAAAUUGCUGCCGAAAUAUAUAAAUUUGUGUAUAGAUGAUGUGUGGGGCGUAAGAAAAGCAUGCGUCGAUGUGAUGCUGUCAGUUGCUUCCUGCGUUACGAUUUACAAAUAUCGAAUGAUACUCUCAAAAUUAUUGAUGGAUCAAUUAUCGGACGAAUCAAAAUGGGUGCGAACAUCAGCUCAUCAAAUUCUCGGUCCUUUCAUUUCAAUUUUCGCCACACAAUUCAGUGGCUUAAGAUACAAUCAAUUUGGAGAUUUUGUCAUGUCCCAUAAUCAAGGUUCCGAACUCAGGCAAAAUAUAAUACCGUCAACGAAAAACGAAUCAGUCGUUGGACCAAACGAUAAUUUUGCAACUCCACUUGAACAGGAAAUUGGAAUUAUUGGAAUUGAUACCUACACGUCUAAUAAGCGAAAUAAACGAAAUCAAUCUGUGUCCAAAAAUGAUAUGAUGUUCUUCCCACUUACUGGAUGGCUAGGCGAAAUUGUAGAGAGCGAAGAACAAAACGACAGUUCAGGCGAGUCAUCAGGAGAUGACGUAAAUAAAUUCAAUCCUUUCCAGUAUUACUACAAUCCACCGGAAAUGCCAUUAGAUCUGGAAUUGGUCCGCCCGAGUGAUAAAUCAUCACAAUCGGAAGAUAUACGAAAAAUGUUUGACGACUAUUAUGAUUUGGAGUAUGAAAAUCAAAUUUCGGAUAUACAACCACCAGUGGAUGAUUCGGCAGUGUCGCCGUCGUCACAGCAACAAGAAGAACCACAAUUGGACAAGGAAAAUUUAAAUAAACCUAGCGAAAUUUCUAUCGAAACAUCAUCAUCAUCAUCAUCGAGUCCAGAGAGCAAUAAUUUAAAUUCUGAUUCUGAAAAUACUGAUAAAACUGUAGAUAAUUCAAGUACAAUAGUCGAUCAAGAAACGGAAAAAUCAAAUGAAGAAUCAUCAACAAAUUCCGAAAAUAUCGAUGAUAAUUCAACUCAAACAAUAACGAGAGUAAUAAAAAAAGAUUAUCCAGCAGCGUCGUCAAUGGAAAAUAAUACUCUUCCAUCAUUAUUAAAAGGGACAAAAGCGAAAGACGAAAAAACAGACGAAAGUGUACCUCAAUUUUUAAUAGCUCGUUUUAUAUCGAUGGCCGAUCCAGCGCCAUUAUUUGAUUAUGGAACCGAACUUCACCAUCAAUGUGCCUUCUAUUUUCCCGCCGUUGUCAUGACACUUGGCAGGAAAAAUUGGUUUCAAUUGAAGAACGCCUAUCAAGCAUUGGCAUGCGCUGUACAAUGGAAAGUGAGAUGUACACUUGCAUCGAGUAUACAUGAGAUUGCAUUAAUAUUAGGCGAGGAACUCACCAGCACUGAUCUCAUGCCAAUUUACGAUGGUUUCAUUAAGGAUCUCGACGAAGUGAGAAUUGGCGCGCUAAAACAUCUUAGUACAUUUUUAGAGGUUCUCAGGCCAGUUAAUCGGCAGAAAUAUUUAUCAAAAUUGUCUGAUUUCAUUGUUCCUGACAAUGAAAAUAAUUGGAGAUUUCGCGAGGAAUUUGCCAAUCAAUUAUUACAAGCUAUUUUACUUUAUCAACCGCAAGAUAUUUCGGAACAUAUCGCACCAUUGGCGUUGCAAUUGCUGCAAGACAAGGUGGCUGCUGUGAGGCAAAUUGCUCUUCAGUUGAUAACGCAAAUUACAAGGUUCCUGGGGAGUGAAGAGCCUUUGGUGAUAGCUUUGAUACAGGAGCUCAAUCAUCAAUUACUAUUAGAUCAUCCAUUAAUAUUCAGAAGUAAAUGGAAAUGUAGACAGACUUAUGCUCUUAUUUGUUCGCAACUCAUUAGUACAGAAUCAAUUAACUUAUUAAUUUUCGUCAAUGAAAUGCUCCCUCAUCUUUUCAUUUUGUGUGAAGACAAGGUACCAAAUGUUCGUUUGGUUGUAGCUAGGACUUUAACAAAUGACAUCUUGCCCUUGAAUAUUGAUAGGUUCAAUAUCGAGAGGACGUGGCAGGCUAUCCUUAAAUUAAAGCAGGAUACAGAUCGCGAUGUUCGAGUUUUAGCGGGGGCUAGUGAUCCGAAGGAAUCAAACGACCAGAGUCUUAACCAUACAUUUCUUUUAGACGCUUUCUAACAUAAAUUCAACUCGUCUCCACAGCGGACCAUUUUCCGUCAAGGAUACACGAAUUAAAAAAAAUAUCUCUCACUAGGAAGAAAAAAGAAACCCUUUAAAACAAUGCAUUCGUAACGGUGCUUUUCUUUUGUACACUUAAAAAAAAAAUUUCACUUAAAAAAAAAGAUUAACAAAGCGUGAAUUGAAUAAAAAUAGUGACGAACAUUUUUUUAGAAAAAUCAAUUUUUUACGGCUCUCAAAAAGUAGCCAUUUUUUUGUCAAUAAUCCGCUGAUUGGCAAAAGACAGUGUGAAUGUUAGAAUUUGUUUUUUGUUUUUAUCUUUUAUUCGAAAGGCAAUAGAAUUUUUAAUUUUAACUCAUCAGUUGCGUUAAAAUAAUAUUGUUAAUGUCUUACAAAAACUCAAUGAGUAAACAUCGAGGUAAAAAAGAAACCAGUUUUUAAAAUGAAACUUUCCGUUAAGUAAAAAACUAAGUAUUAAAUGGAAUUUUUGCGGUUCGUGUCUUUUUUUUUAAUGAAAAAUAAAUUUAUAAUUCAGCAUCAUAUCAAAAAUAUUCUACCGAAGCUUAAAAAAAUAUACAUAAUAAAAAAGAAAUUUUCCAGUUUUUAAAAAAAGUACGUCCAAGGUUUUUUGUCCAAAAAAAUUUCCUUUUUAUAAGUAAAUGUGAGCGUCAAUUGCUGCCGACUUUUUUUUUAGCGCUUUGCGUCCAGAAAAUAAUUGCAUUUUUUUAGCACACUCUAGUUAUAUAAAAAAUCGUGUACAAUACAAUUUUUAAGGAAGAAAAAAAAAUGUCAAAAAACUUUUACAAAACAAAAAAAUGAAUAAAAUAAUUAACUGAAAGUAGAUAUUGCCUAUGCAAAUUUCCCGAUUCUUUUCUGUCGUUUUUGUAAAAGGAAAAGUUUUUUUGUAAUAAACAAUUUAACACCAAUUAUUUGUAAUAAUAAAAAGGAAAAAAAAACUCUUCGGUCACGAUAUUUGAAAAGAAAAGGUUGUUUAUUUUUAUUUAUAAUCGUGAUAUUAUCUUUAUUAUUAACGUGAUUAUUAUAAUUGUCGAUCUGGAUGCAAAAAAAAGGGAAAAGCCGAUUCUGACAUAUUUUUUUCCUCUUCCUCCAUAUUUCGUUUUCCACUCUCGAGAGAGAAUAAUGCUCGAUUUACUGUGAAUAUUUGCGCAUUUGGAAGGGAGGUAUCGUUUAAUGUGUACAAUAAUAUUUUAUGUAUUUGGUAAAUAAGACGACAAAUAAAUUUCAAGCAAUUUGUUACAUA
This is a messenger RNA of Leptopilina heterotoma, 4849 nucleotides long. RefSeq names its product serine/threonine-protein phosphatase 4 regulatory subunit 1-like. Lineage: Eukaryota; Metazoa; Arthropoda; Insecta; Hymenoptera; Figitidae. Gene Ontology annotation, molecular function: protein phosphatase regulator activity. The transcript is spliced from 10 exons. Gene Ontology annotation, biological process: protein dephosphorylation. The record is from RefSeq and is a predicted model, not a curated record. Bases 940 to 3588 code for a protein of 882 amino acids.